ACACUAUAUUUAUUUUUCUUUGUGUACCUUAGAUCAUGGACGGACUUCUAAAGGCUACGGCAAUGGUGGUGUUGGUGGCGCCUUUGGCACUGGCCAUUCCCACGGCACCCGAGGCCCCAGCGGUAAGCGAGGGUUACGAGGAACUUUCAACCUAUUUCGAAGGUGAUUUGGCAGCAACCAACGACAGUGAGGCGCAGGAUGGCGCAAACCGUGUGCUAACAGGAUUUGGAUACGGCUUUGGUGACCAAUAUUUCGGCUCAUACCCGGGUUAUCCUCAAGGCGCAGGACUUUCCUUUAACCAGUGGCAGUAUAAUGACGGUUACUACGAUACAGGAUACCAACAAAAAUGCUCACGCUACUGCCCCGGAUCCAGGCCUGGAUCCUACAUAUGCUGUGUCCCAAGCCACCCCAAUGAGCCUCGGUGCCCGGAGGUGAGGCCGACCUGCAAUGAUCCUUACUACUACAGCGGACCUCCCCAGCGGUGCGAGAGUAGCCACGAGUGCAUGCCGAGUUCGCUCUGCUGCUACGAUACGUGCCUGAAGCAUAAAACGUGCAAGCCUGCUUUCAUGAAUGCUAUUCUGUAUCAGAAGUGACUGAUGUACCAUUUCGGGAGUAUGUAUUUCAAUAAGUGCCUCGAUAUUUCGUAGUAGUUAGCACAAUAUAUAUGUAUUCAUAUAUUCU
This is a messenger RNA of Penaeus monodon (black tiger shrimp), 681 nucleotides long. RefSeq lists its product as uncharacterized. NCBI's taxonomy places the organism in Eukaryota, Metazoa, Arthropoda, Malacostraca, Decapoda, Penaeidae. The record is from RefSeq and is a predicted model, not a curated record. The transcript has 3 exons. The coding region runs from base 36 to 593 and encodes 185 amino acids.